Molecule: messenger RNA, 2176 nt
Organism: Cloeon dipterum
Lineage: Eukaryota; Metazoa; Arthropoda; Insecta; Ephemeroptera; Baetidae
Product: mucin-5AC-like
Exons: 8
Coding region: 38-1798 (586 amino acids)
Biological process (GO): proteolysis
Molecular function (GO): serine-type endopeptidase activity
Source: RefSeq, a predicted model, not a curated record
ACCAGUUCCAAAAUCGCAUUUUGCUUAAGUUGGAUCGAUGUGUGCUCUGCUUCACCUGUUAUUAACCGUAGCGGUGUUGCUGCUCACGGCGCCAUCAAAAUCAAUUGGUGACGACCUCUUGCCAGACAAGAAAGCUAGAUAUUUGCCUGAAGUGAAUGUUCAAAAGACCGAGGAAGAGUGGAAACAAUGGGCCGAAGAGAACAAACCCAAAUUAGAUGUGAUUAAUGCGAGACGAAUUGAACAAUCAACGAUCGCUGGCCAAAGUCAAGAUUUUAUUGAGAAGCAAAUAAUUGGAGGAUCAUUUGCCGAGCUAGGUCAAUUACCGUGGCAAGCGUUUGUUUUGAUUGACGAUGCUUCUCAAUGCGGUGGAUCAGUGAUUUUGGAGGCGUGGAUUUUGACAGCAGCUCAUUGCGGAGGGACAAACUAUAAGAUCACUUUGGGCGUUGUCGACCUAUCCACUGCCACGGAGAGGGAUGUUUGGUCCUCUAGCAUCUCAUUUAUUCACGAAGAUUAUGAUUCAACUACACUCAAAAAUGACGUAGCCCUAAUCAAGCUGGAAACACCUAUCACUUUUACCACCUUAAUUAAACCUAUAAAACUACCGGCCCUCGCAGAUGCUACGAAAGAUUUCACAGGAACCCUAGCAACCGUCUCAGGCUUUGGGAAAAUCGCUGACAAUGGACCUACAAGUGACAAACUGAAGUAUACUCAGGAAACAGUUAUCAGCAAUGAGGAGUGUGCAUCGGUUUACGGCACAGACAUCAUCAUUAGCUCAACCAUUUGUGCCUCUCAGCAGGAUACUGCAACAUGCUCAGCAAACAGCGGUGGCCCUCUCAUAUAUUUGGAUCAAGACAACACAUGGGUGCAAAUAGGAAUUGUUUCAUUCGGUCUUCAAGCUGGCUGUUUGGCUGGACCAUCAGGAUUUGCUCGCGUAAGCUCCUUCUUGGGAUGGCUUUCAGGGAAGAUUGGACAAGAUGUGUCAGGGACAACCACCGAAACACCUACAACUUCAGAGGAACAAACCACGAGCACAGAUACACCGACGACGACCAUUGACUCUACAUCCGAAGAGUCAACUUCAACCACAGUGGAACCAACCUCUUCAACUGAAGAAACAACAUCUUCCAUGACGACCGUUGAGGGACAAUCUUCUACAUCCGAAGAGUCAACUUCAACCACAGAGGAACCAACUUCUUCAACUGAAGAAACAACAUCUUCCAUGACGACCAUUGAUGGACAAUCUUCUACAUCCGAAGAGUCAACUUCAACCGCAGAGGAACCAACCUCUUCAACUGAAGAAACAACAUCUACCACGACGACCAUUGAUGGACAAUCUUCUACAUCCGAAGAGUCAACUUCAACUACAGAGGAACCAACCUCUUCAACUGAAGAAACAACAUUUACCAUGGAAGAAACUACGACCACAGAAGAAACUACGACCACAGAAGAACCUACUACAACUACAAAACGGACAACCACAAAGAAACCUUCGACGAUCACGACCAAGAAGCUAACUACUACUAAGAAACCAACCACGAAGAAACCAACUACCACAAAGCCUACAACUACAAAGAAACCAACAACAACAAAAAAACCAACCACGAAGAAACCAACAACCACAAAGAAACCAACAACCAAAAAGCCUACAACUACAAAAAAACCCACAACUACGAAAAAACCAACCACUAAGAAACCAACUACAACAAAGAAACCAACCACCACGAAGAAACCCACCACCAAAAAGCCAACAACUACCAAAAAACCCACCACUACGAAAUCAAAUAAUGCUGGUAAAUAGAAUAGAUUUAUUUGCCUGUGAUAAUUGGUAAAAUUGGCUCUCAAUACUGCGUGAACCAUUCAUUUUUAAGGAAUUGCCGGAAUUGCAUUGAAAAUUAACUCAACCACUAAAGGUUUUGUCAUUAAAUUUAUUGUUUUUCUGACAGUGUGAUGCUUUUUAACACUUUGUUUUUCUUUUAAAAAAUCUUGAGUUAAAAAGAGCUAAGCGAAAUUGAAAUUGAAUAUUAAUAUUGUAUAACAUAUAUCGAGCCAAUUUCUAUAGCACCCAGUCAAUCCAGUGUUUUCCAGCUGAACAGAAUAGCAUCUAAUCUAAAAACGAAGCAACCUGUGUUAAUGAAAUGUUAUUGACUUAAAUAAUAAAUUUUAUGCUUGAAGAAUU